CUUGGCGCUGCCUGGUAACCGGCGGCCUGGACCAAAACAAACCUAAGCCCGGUGUGACCUCCCAGUAGUGUGUGUGCCCGGAGUUAUAGGGACAGGGCCACCACCUGCUGUCUGUGCUGUGAACUGGCUCAGCUGGGGGCGCUGCGACUAAACAGUGAAGGGGUUUUCUGUGGAUACAAGGGCUUACUACACAAAAUGAUGAAAAAUAUUGUGAAUACAGCAAGGCAAGCAUUUGCCACUGGGAAGACACGCUCAUUGGACUUCCGGAUACAGCAGCUACAAGCUCUGAAGCGAAUGAUCAAUGAGAAUGAAGCAGAGAUAAAGAACGCCUUAAAAGCAGACCUACACAAGAAUGAUUGUUCUGCUUACAGUCUUGAGAUUAUGGGGCUCUUAGCAGAAAUUGAGCUUUGCAUUGACAGUCUUCAUGAUUGGGCUGCACCAAAGCAUGUGAAAAAGAACCUGAUGACUAUCUCAGAUGAAGUGUACAUCCACUAUGAGCCUUUUGGUGUUGUCCUAGUCAUUGGAGCUUGGAACUAUCCACUUGUCGUUGCUCUGCAGCCUGUGGUGGGGGCCAUUGCAGCAGGUAAUGCUGUGGUGCUCAAACCUUCCGAGGUGAGCGAACAUACUGCUAAGGCUUUGGAGAAACUUGUCCCACGAUACUUGGACAAGGAACUGUACCCAGUGGUGAACGGAGGAGUAGCAGAGACAACAGAGUUGCUUGCAGAAAGAUUUGAUCACAUUUUAUAUACUGGGAAUACAGUUGUUGGCAAAAUAAUCAUGACAGCAGCAGCUAAGUACCUAACACCUGUCACCCUUGAACUGGGAGGAAAGAGUCCAUGUUACAUUGAUAAGGACUGUGAUAUUGAUAUUGCCAGCAGACGUAUAACUUGGGGAAAGUUUGUAAACUGUGGACAAACAUGUAUCGCUCCUGACUAUGUUCUAUGUGAUAAAUCCAUCCAAGGUAAACUGAUCGAGAAGAUCAAGGAGACACUAAAGGAAUUUUAUGGUGAUAAUCCCAAAGAGUCUCCAGAUUAUGAAAGGAUUAUUAACAAACGUCACUUUAAGCGUAUUAUUGGCUUGCUGGAGGGGGAGAAGGCUGCUAUUGGAGGAGAGCACGAUGAGUCAACAUGUUAUAUAGCACCAACUGUUCUUAUUGAUGUGAAGCCUGAAGCAAAGGUCAUGCAAGAAGAGAUUUUUGGACCCCUGCUUCCCAUAAUAACUGUGAAAGAUGUGGAUGAAGCCAUUCAGUUCAUAAACAAGGGAGAGAAGCCACUUGCACUUUAUCCAUUUUCAAAUAACAAAAAGGUAAUAAAAAAGAUAAUUUCCGAGACAUCAAGUGGAGGAGUCACAGGAAAUGAUGUUUUCAUGCAUUUCUCAAUCGCAGAAUUACCUUUUGGAGGUGUCGGAUAUAGUGGCAUGGGUGCCUACCAUGGCAAACAUUCAUUUGAAACUUUCUCUCAUAAACGGUCGUGCCUUAUCAAGUCCUUAUCUAUGGAAGGUGCAAACAAGCUGCGGUAUCCUCCUUACAGCCAGAAGAAACUGGAUUGGGCCAAGUUUAUUUUGAUGGGUAAAUUCAGCAAGAAGAAGCUGGGUCUAGUUCUCCUGCCUAUUGUUGCUGUGGUAGCAGCUUUAAUUUUGAAGAAAUAUCGUUGGCAACUGGCAGGCAGAGGGCUGCAGCUUGCACUGGCUUUUCAGAGACUGUGCUUUAAGCAGGUCUCUUAACAGUAAGAUGAUCUAAAAGUGGGAGCCUCAUGUCUGAAUCAGCUGUUCCUGGUUGUUUCCAGUUAAAGUCUAUGCAUUGUACACACACAUUUACUUCUGUUUUAUAUUUCUCAGAACGUCUAAUAGAUUACUUUAUCAUUGUCCUUAUGGAUUCAAUGGUAGCCACAUUUGAAAGAAAGGCCUUUUUUUUUU
Molecule: messenger RNA, 1914 nt
Organism: Hyla sarda
Lineage: Eukaryota; Metazoa; Chordata; Amphibia; Anura; Hylidae
Gene: ALDH3A2
Product: aldehyde dehydrogenase 3 family member A2
Exons: 12
Coding region: 196-1722 (508 amino acids)
Biological process (GO): aldehyde metabolic process
Cellular component (GO): cytoplasm
Molecular function (GO): aldehyde dehydrogenase (NAD+) activity
Source: RefSeq, a predicted model, not a curated record